GACAGGCAACUGCAGCGUUGCGCAACGACGGGCGCACGGUUGCAACGCCGAGCGCCCUCUGCGUGUACACCGGGGUACUGUCGAUCGCAUGGCAGUCCGGCCAUGGGAUUGGUCAAAAUAAAAACAUAAUCAACACAUGGGGCUUGUUGAUUGGGCAGAUCUCAGGAAGGCCUAUGCAAGCAGUGCUUUCUCGCUGGCUUUGGCGCCAUGUCGCUCUGGCGUCGACACGCUGAUCGUGGCAACGCAAACUCCAAUGGUGCGACGCCAAUUUGCUUGUGAUGCGCGUGCCCAGCUCACACAACUGCACAUGCAAUGUUUUUUGUUCAGCUCUGCCGGGGCUCAGUAAAGCGGUACGAGGGCAGUGUCAUCGUGCCCCCGACGACAAGGGAUUGCGAUAACUGUAUGCUCGCUCGGUCGACGCAACACUCUUGAAUGAAGCAAAGAAUGACGUUGAACAAACGAAAAGCUGGUUGUUUUUGUGUCCAACCGGUGAAUGCCAACGGGCAAAACCCCGUGCGUGGAAAAAAUAGCCAAGCGUUUUGCGUUGUAGCAGGAACAACUAGCGACAGCAUGGGCGGCGGCACGUCCAAGCAAGGAGCAGCGUCGACAAUCGAGCCGAGGUCGGUGCGCGAGCCGGCGAAUGCAGGCGGCAACGAGCUGCCCAAGCCGCCCAAGGCGAUCAAAGACGUCAAGCUAUACAUUUCCUCGUUCAAGGACGAGGCGCUCGAGCUCUCGCAUGCGUCGGGCUCGGACUUUACCGGUACGCUUACCAAGCACAAGCUCGCGGUGCUCAAGCAAAUUCCACCCGAAAUCUUUGUGCUCUGCCACCUCAAGGAGCUCAACGUGAGCGCCAACGACAUUCACGUGCUCGACCCCGCGAUUGCCAACCUCGAGGCCCUCACCAAGCUCGACAUUUCCCAAAACCACCUCUCGGAGCUGCCCGAUGCGCUCUGCGAGCUCCCAAAUUUGACGUCGCUCAUCGUGUCGGAAAACGAACUCGUGUCGCUGCCCAAGACCAUUGGCAACUUGAAGGCGCUCACGCAAAUCAUUGCCUUCAAGAACGGCAUCACGACGCUCCCAGACUCGAUCGACGGCUGCAUCGCUCUCGAAGAAAUUAACUUUUACAACAACAAGCUCACGGAGCUCGGGCCAGGCUUCUUCAAGCUUGCGAACCUCGUCGAGCUCAACAUUGCUGGCAAUGCACUGACGCAGCUGGACCCGAUUCCAAAUCUCGUGCGACUCAAACGCUGCGCUGCGUACUUUAACCGCCUCCGGUCGUUCCCGGAUCUCAACCACUGCAAGGAGCUAACCCAAGUCCAGCUGUACCGCAACCAGAUAAAAGAGCUUCCGGACCUCUCGAACCUCCCGAGCUUGACCGAAGUCGAUGUCAACACGAACUUGUUGCGUCAGAUCCCAGAGUCGCUCUGCACGGGCAACGCCAACAUGCGCAUGUUAAAUUUGCGAAAAAACCGCCUCGUGGAGCUCCCAAGCUGCAUUGGACACCUCACAAGCCUCGAGAUCCUCAACUUGGGCGGGAACGCGAUCAGCUCGCCCGUGCCCGACUCGAUUGCGCAGCUGCCAGCGCUCGUGUCGUUCUUGUUUGAUGACUCGAAUCUGACUGUGCUACCGCUGGCGCUACUGGGACUGCACGCGCUUGUCCGCGUCGACGUGGGCCGGCGUAUCGACAAGAGUGACGCAACGACGACCAAGGUCAUGGCGCAGCUGGAAGCCAUCUGCGUCGCGAACCGCGGAUGGCUCAAAGAAACGUAAGUGUCCGGGUGAUAGCGCUAGGCAUGUAUUCCAUUGUAAAAGCAACACAGAUCGACAUAUUCUGUACA
Messenger RNA from Saprolegnia diclina VS20, 1838 nucleotides. RefSeq lists its product as hypothetical. The coding region runs from base 433 to 1770 and encodes 445 amino acids. The transcript has 4 exons. The record is from RefSeq and is a predicted model, not a curated record. Gene Ontology annotation, molecular function: protein binding. NCBI's taxonomy places the organism in Eukaryota, Oomycota, Saprolegniomycetes, Saprolegniales, Saprolegniaceae.